Bacillus rossius redtenbacheri is the source of this 17534-nucleotide messenger RNA. Its product is annotated as neurobeachin-like protein 1. The record is from RefSeq and is a predicted model, not a curated record. Gene Ontology annotation, molecular function: protein kinase binding. The transcript has 55 exons. Lineage: Eukaryota; Metazoa; Arthropoda; Insecta; Phasmatodea; Bacillidae. Gene Ontology annotation, cellular component: membrane; cytosol. The coding region runs from base 261 to 8537 and encodes 2758 amino acids. Gene Ontology annotation, biological process: intracellular protein localization.
UUUACACAUCAACAAGUUCUUAAAGUGUCAUUUAAACGAAAGAUUAUUUAGACCAUAAUAAAUUUAAAAUACUAAAUAUAUUCUCGCGUAAAAUUAUGUACGUUUAUUAAACACUGUGGAUUAAAACUUAAAACUCAUCUUUACAAAAGUGAGACCAAAAAUUCACAAGUAAUUUUGAAAUGAAUUUGUUAACAUUAAUCUGUGGGUAGUGGUCGUGUGGGUUCAUAAAGAUUGUUUUACUUGCAGAAUGAUCUUAGUCAAUGAAAUAUUCCAGCAUUAAUAUGGCAUCAAAAAAAGACAUAUAUCACUUGUGGGUACAAUAUACAACUAAGAACGAGGAGGUCUACUUCCGCAAGUUUGUGGAAGGCUUCGUAUCGAUAUGGGAGUCCCAGCUGGAGCUGGACUGGACGCAACCGCCCGAUUGGUCGACGGUGAAGCACGACUCGGGACCGCACCUGUCGAGGCUGCCCGAGGAACUCCUGCCUGCCAUCAGCAAGUUCGUGUACAUUGCCAAGGAGCGUGCAGAGAAAGGGAAGCUCACCGACCAGUCGCUCGAAGAAAUAGCGAUGCUAUUGCGGUGCUUGGUCGUGAUCUGCCGUAACUUUGACAACAUUCCUUUCAUUGCAUCCUGUGAUUACGUCGGCAGUGUAGUCACCAUCUGUGCGACUCUCAUUCAGCAGCAGCUGGUGGACGAGGAGGAGGAGGAAGGGGUGGCCGGCCAAGUGCUCCGGCAGUUCUGCCGUCUCCUGGAGUGCCUGUACGACCCCUACUUCACCUGGCGGCACCUGCUGCUGGGCCGGCCCGCCGACGCCGCCCGCCUGCCUCUGCAGCCGGCGCUGCUGCACGUGGAGGUCGUCCCGUUCGUGUACGAGUGUUUCCAGACGGCACUCCUAGAGAAGCGUCCCCAGCUCAGCACGGAACUGUUGCACGUUUUGGGAGCCGUGAUCUCGGGAGCGCAGAGUAUGAUAUUAAGGUUCGUAAGUGGUCGAAGGAAAAGUGUAGAUAACACUACGCAUUGUUUGAAUGAGGGGCACAACGCCCUGCGGGCCAUCUGCCCCGCGACGGUGAACAUAGUGAUGGGCGUGAUCUCGCACCCGGGCGCCGCCGACGAGGCGCGGCAGACGGCGGUGCAGUGCUUCGUGGUGAUGGCGCGCGUGCUGAGCCGCUGCUCCGCGGACCAGCGGCAGAUAGAGGUGGGCACCAUCCUGCAGUUCUACCAGGACUCGCUGGUGGAGGCGGUCUCGGGGGAGUGGCGGGAAGGCUCCGCCCAGGCGGUGGCCGGUGUGGUGGGCGCCCUGGGGCUGCUCCUGGCCGAGGGCUCGGCCGGCUGCCAGGACAUCCGCGACGCCAUGGUGGACGGCCAGCUGCUCGAUACCGUCGUCACCGUGGUGGAGCAGAGCUCGAGGUGUUCAUCGGAGAGACAGAUGCUUGCCACUACAUGUGUCAAAACCAUUACCUCAAUUUUGAGUGGUUCAUCUAGGGGAAAGGAGAGGAUGGCAAAGACUGAUGCAUACGAGAGACUGUUUGUCGCCCUGAAGACUCUGGGCGCGCCCUCCAGGGACCUGUUGACCGCUGUCCUCAGUUUGGCGACGGAGGACGAUGAAAGCCAUACGUUGCAGAUAGCAGAGGUGUUGCUGCCGCUGUCGCACUGGUUGGUCGACUUGGAGGCGGAGGACCAGGCGUGGCUGGCCGCGUCCCUGUUUCGCCUCUGCACCACCAACCUUCCCAGCAAGGCGCUGGCGUGCCGGAAGGGCAUGGUGCACACGCUGUGCGAGGUGCUGUCGGAGCACUCCCGCUUGUCCCAGAAGACGGCCGCAGAGCUGGUGAAACUGCUGGAGGCUCUCGUCUCGCAUUCCGUCUCCCCGUUCGAGCUGAAGCAAAUUUUCCUUUUGCUGCGGGAGGACGGGAAAGAAACGUUUCCAUACAGAGUCCAGCUGGUUCGUGCUAUUUCCACAGUCGCAAGGAAAGAAGAUUGUUUCGAAUGUAGUUGCUAUUUUGAUAUCCAGAAGAAUACAGACGGCAUCAGCGUGCCGGGCAUCAGGAAGUGGCCCGGGGCCGGCUACGGCUUCAGCUUCCACUGCUGGGUACGUCUGGACAGCCUGGCCACGCCCACCUCCUCCAGUCCCACCAACUACAGGCGGCAGCUGUUCAACCUUCUGACGAACGGCGGCACGGGACUGCAGGCGUUCCUGAAGGCGGACGGCACGCUCGUGGUGGGCAUGAACACGCGCAAGGAGUUCCUCGCGGCCUCCGUGCCGGACUACCCGCUGCUGGACGGCCAGUGGCACUGCGUCAGCGUGUGUCACAUCGCCGCCAGGAGGCCGUUUGGUCAAAACCAGAUAAUCAUUUACAUCGAUGGAGUGCAGCGAAUGGGAGCCAGCAUCAAGUCACCUUCUAUGACUGACCCGUUCACGUUUUGCUCUGUGGGGUCUGCGCUGCCUCGGACGUUCAACGGCUCCAACGUGUCUGCCAGCGACGGCAGGAAGCUGAGCAGUGGCGAGCGGGGCUUGUUCCCGGGGGUGGUCAUGGACCGAGGGCUUCUCCCCAGCUUCAUCAACCAGGUGCCGAACUACUUCACUCUGCCGCUGCGCUCGUCCGUGCCGCUGGACCCCAGCAUCAAGAGCUUCCCGGCCGGGAUGCAGGACACGGUGUGGGGCACGCCGACCAGCCUGCGCGGCCAGGUGGCCCUGGUGUGUCUCUUCCAUGAGGCGCUCACCAGCCAGCAGGCCAAGAUCCUCUACGAGGGCGGUCCUAACUGCGAGCUGCUGUUCUCCGCGGAGGAGCACGCGGAGUACGCGGAGCUGAACAGCAAGCUGGUGUUCUGCUUCUCGCCGCUGGCCUUCUGGGACACCACCUGCAUCGACCUGGCCCCGGGGAACAAGUACGACGGCUGCGUGGUUGCUUCCCACUGCCACACCACCACCAUCAAGAAAGCGAUAAAUGGAAUCGGAGGCGUUCAUGUGCUGUUCCCAAUUUUGGAAAACGCUUCAAAGACUGAAGACACGGUGGACCUAAGCUUUGUGUCCCCAGCGAUAGAGAACGAAUGCAAGCUUCUGGAAGGUCGCGAAGGCUCCGUAGACUCUGAUGAGUGGGAGAUACUCCCAUCUAGCUCGUAUUCAGACUGGAAGCUGGAGCAGAAUCCGGUGUCUGGCUUCCUCAGCCUGCUGAAGAACAUCGUAGCGGGCAGCUCCGUCAACCAGGAGCAGCUGAUGAAGAGGAAAGGACUGGCGAUAAUCGGAGUUCUUCUGUCCAGGGCCAAGCCACACCUGAUAGACGUGAACGUGCUGAUGGCAGCACAGCUGCUCGUGGAGAUGAGCCGAGACGCCGCUACGCCCAACCCGGCGCUGCUGCGCUCCUUGUACCAGCACGUCCUCUUCAACUUCAGCAUCUGGGCACGCAGCCAGUUCCACAUCAUCAUCGGACACGUGCAGUACAUUUCGACUGUGAUCAGGGAUGACCGGAAGUUCUUCCGCAAGCGGUACGGGGUUCAGUUCCUGCUGGACGUCAUCCGGCAGCACUACGCCGGCUCGGAGGUGCUCACGCCGGAGGACACCGCGACGAUACGCGUCUCGCUGCUGGCCCUCGUCAGGUACUACCUGCAGAAGGAGCUCAGCGUCAAGGACGUGUCCGCUGUCCUCAGCUUCCUGAGCUGCGUCAAGAAGGAGGUCCUGUUGGCAGAAGUGCUGGACAUGCUGACCGCCCUGAUGGAGGGCAAGAGCUGCAGCGACCAGCUGUUCCUCCUCAUGUACGAGCCCCACUCGGCCGAGAGCGUCUACUGCCUUCUGCUGGAGAAGAGCCUUUCCAUGGAGCUCAAGCAGAAAGUCCUCAAGUUCCUGAGCGUUCUGCUGCGAUCGGAGCGAGUGUACGACCGCUACAAGGCCCGCCUGCGGCUGCAGGACUCGUCCAUGCUCGGGCCGACGACCGCCGGCAUGUACCCGGGCCUCGUCUCCGCCAUGCUCGACCAGGAGCUCUCCGCCACCUUCGUCGCCUUGCUCAUGGACCAGAUACUCUUGACAGAGACGAGCGGGGGCUAUGCCGGGGCCUUGUCCCUUCUCCACGCGUUGUCCGAGGCUCCGCUGGAACUGAAACUCGAGGCUGUUCGCAAGAUUCUCACCGCCACCUUCAUGAAACCCAAUGCUGCAAACUUGCUGGCUAAACAGGUGGGCUGGCAGGACUGCAUCACGCGCCUGCUGGUCAAGAGGCCCAUCAUGACUGCGUCGGUGUCCCGGUCGGAGUCCCUGCCCGACCUGAUGAGCUUCGACGAGGAGCAGAUGGAGCUGGACGGGUACAGCGACUCCCCGCUCACCGUCUCCCGGCUGUCGUCCCAGGUCACGGACGCCGCCCUCGUCAUCGAGAACGAGAUGAAAGAAGUUGCUGAAACUGUUACAAACGUCACCAGUGCAGUUGCGGACAACAUUCACUAUGCAGCUGAUAACAUCUCAUCUGCAGUGGCGUCUGCGUAUUCCGUGUUCCGGCAGAAAACUGUUGAAAUGCAGGAGAGCCUAGAGGAGCUGGGGGAGUCUGCGGUGUCUCGGCUGAAGAAGCGACGCAGCCUGUUGUCACUGUACGAGGAGCACGAGGAGCCGGCGUCCCCUCUGCCCCCGGCCUCCCUCGCCCUCGACUUGGACUCCCUCAGCAUCGGCAACAGGUCUCAGUCGAGCAGCAGCACAGAGGACCUUUCCUCGCCGAACCAGUUUGAGAGCUUCACGGUGUCGGCGCGGGACAACCUCAGCAUCUCGUCUGCCCAGAGCAUCCCGGCGGGCGGCGCGGAUGAAGGAGACACGGAGGCGUCCAAGCAGCAGGCCAUGAACGAGGAGAAGGUCGUCUUCGAAGCCCUUAAACAGUGGCAGCAGCUGGACGAGGAGAAGAUGCUGGACCAGGAGGAGGAGCUCUGUUAUCUCGUGGUGCACAUCCUCUUCACAGUCAUGUGGAGGGGGGUGGAUGGCGCCAGCAAGGAGUCCUGGAAGGAGCGGGGGCAGGUGAUGGCCUGCAUCAACCUGCUGGCGCUCAACAACGAGCUGCUCUGCUCGCACCUGCUGGUCAAGCUGCGGCUGCUGGAGAUGGCAGUGCAGGCGCAGCUGGCGGACCUGCGCGACCCGGGACAGAGCCUGGCGCUGUCCGUGCACGCCGAGAACACGGCCCAGCUGCUGCGCUGGACCUACGACCUGGCCGUGCUCGACCCCUGCGAGGACAUGCGCAAGAAGGCCUCCGUCAAGCUUCUUGAUGGUGUGCUGGGGUUGCUGGAUGUCCUGAUGGUGUUUCAAGAAGGGCCAGGUGACGAGUGGACGGAAAUGGCGCAGCUGGCUUUUGGCAUCCUGCUGAGCUGCGCGGCCAGCAGCGACCUGGACCUGUGCGCCGUGGCGACGGCCAAGCUGCACGGCCUCGUGCAGACGCGCGUCACGAGGGACCCCCAGGAGGCGGCCUACAUGCUCUACGUCCUGCACGUCAUCCUCCGCAAGACCAUAGACGCGGACAACCAGGAGCACUACUCGUUCCUGAUCCCGGUGGUGAAGGCGCUCCUGGACAAGCUGGGGCCGAGCCUCGGCCUCCGCUCACACCUCCCCGACCUGCCGGCCACGCAGUCGGGCCCCGCCUUCUUCGACGACUUCCAGCGCUACUGCUUGCAGCCCCAGUGGACCUCCUUCAUGGAGAAGAAGGUGAGGCCUCUGCACGACUGCCACCAGGCCGCGCUGUCCGCCCAGCUCACCGAGCUCAUGAACACCUUCUGGGCCGAGUGCUACGAGGCCUCCAAGGUCGCCGUCCACCGCCGCAGCAAGGAGGUGGCCGACAGCAGGCGGCGCUUCGAGAAGCAGGUGGUGCUGCCUUGCGAGGCACGGCAGGUGGAGGAAGCGGCGCGCUACGGCGCCGUGCUGAGCCAGCGGCGCCAGCACGACCUGCAGGCGCGCCGCCGGUGGCGCCACAUCAAGCAGUUCCUCAGCGGGCCGCGCGGAGCGUGGCAGUCAAGGAGCCCGGCGCAGGUGCACUGGAAGCUGUCGCACCACGAGAACUUCUCGCGCAUGCGCCUGAAGCUGGUGCCCACGGCGGCCUUCAACCCACACACCGACGCCAGCAACCUGCGCGACAACUCAGGCUGGCUGAGCCGCAUGCAGUCCGAGGACAUCCCGCUGUCGCUGAACCUCUCGAGCGCCGCCGUGCGGGGGGAGGCGGAGCCCGACAGCCUGGUGGAGGAGGAGCUGCGACUCGUCUCCGAGGCCGAGAACGAGGGAGUGGAGGAGUCGGGCAAGGAGAAGAUGAUCAUCUCGCAAGAGUGCGAGCUGGUGACCUUGAUGUCGGUGGUUAAAGGUCGCUUGGACCUCACCACCAGCCACGUGCACUUCUGCGACCUCAGCCCCGUGAAGGACGACGUGGAGAGGCAGGACUUCAAGUGGGCCUUGACGUGUCUGAGGGAAGUUCACUUGAGACGGUACAACCUGAGAAGAAGUGCACUCGAGUUCUUCCUCAUCGACCAGACAAACUACUUCCUUAACUUCUCAACAAAGACCAGGAACAAGGUGUUCACCCGCAUCCUGAGCCUGCGGCCCCCCAGCCUGGUGCAGUACAGCAGCCGCUCCCCGGCCGACCUGCUCCGCUCGUCCGGGCUCACCCAGAAGUGGGUCAACCGGGAGCUGUCCAACUUCGACUACCUCAUGCAGCUGAACACGCUGGCCGGGCGGACGUACAACGACCUGUCGCAGUACCCCGUCUUCCCCUGGGUGCUGGCGGACUACACCUCCCAGCACCUGGACCUGGACGACCCGGGCUCCUUCCGCGACCUCUCCCGGCCCAUCGGCGUAGUCAACCCCAAGAACGUGGCCGAGGUCAAGGCCAAGUACGACAGCUUCGAGGACCCUUCAGGGACGGUGGCCAAGUUCCACUACGGCACGCACUACUCCAACUCCGCGGGCGUGCUGCACUACUUGGUGCGCGUCGAGCCCUUCACCUCGCUGCACGUCGAGCUGCAGAGCGGCAGGUUCGACGUGGCGGACCGGCAGUUCCACUCGAUACCACAGACGUGGAAGCUGCUAAUGGACAACCCCAACGACGUGAAGGAGCUGAUCCCGGAGUUCUUCUACUUCCCAGAGUUCCUCAAGAACAUGAACAAGUUCGACCUGGGACUGUUGCAAAGCACCAAAGAGCGGGUGAAUGACGUCAUUCUUCCUAAAUGGGCAAGCAGUCCUGAAGACUUCAUUUACAAGCACAGGAAAGCUUUGGAAAGCGAGUAUGUGUCCGCCCACCUCCACGAGUGGAUAGAUCUCAUAUUCGGCUACAAGCAGAAGGGUCCGAGAGCAGUCGAAGCAUUUAAUGUCUUUUAUUACUGCAGCUACGAGGGGGCAGUGGACCUGGACGCCAUCGCCAACCCGGUGGAGCGGGAGGCGGUCGAGGGCAUGAUCAACAACUUCGGGCAGACGCCCAGCCAGCUGCUGAGGGACCCCCACCCUCACCGCCUGGCGCUGGGCGAGUUCGUGGCCCGGGUGCUGCGUCUGGAGCUCAAGAAGGGGGACUUCAGCCUCUUCCUGGACCACCUGCGGCCGGUGUCCGUCGAGGUGUCGACAGACAAGGACCCCCUGGUGUUCCUGAGCGUGCCCCGCUCGCCACCGCGCGGCUUCCUGCAGACGGGCAUGGCGGACACCGUGGUCAGCGUGUCGAGGGGCGGCUCAGUGGGCGCGCACGCGUGGCAGCCCUUCGACCGCCACUCCAACAAGGGCUUCAGCCUUGAGGUCGACUCCUCCCUCGGCAACGCCAAGACCAGGAAGCGCCUGAGCGGGCCGUUCCACCCGAGCCUGCCGCUCGGCAGCCAGCUGUUCGUGGUGUCCCACGACGCGCGCUUCCUGUUCAGCGGCGGCCACUGGGACAGCAGCCUGCGCGUCUACAGCCUGGUCAAGAACAAGACCGUCGCUUCCGUCCGACACCACUUCGACCUGGUGACGUGCGUGGCGCUGGACCGGUGCGGCCUGCACCUGGCGACGGGCUCGCGCGACACCACGUGCGUGGUGUGGGACGUGGCCGGCGGCGCGACUUCCCCCCGCCCCCUGCACACCCUGCACGGACACGACCGGCCCGUCAGCUGCGUCGCAGUCGCCACGGAGCUGGACAUGGUGGUCUCCGGCUCCCAGGACGGGACGGUGAACGUCCACACGAUCCAGGAGGGGCAGUACCUCCGGACUGUGGAGCCGGUCGGCUGCCAAGGCCUCCGCGCCGAGAUCACAUUCCUGGCCCUCUCAUCCCAAGGCCACGUGGCGUUCGCCGCUGCCAGCCACGUGACCCACUCGCUGCACGUGUUCUCCGUGAACGGGGAGAGCCUGGGCUCCAAGCUGGUGUCGGGGCAGGUGACUGGCCUGGCGGUGGCCGGCGACCACCUGGUGGUGGUGGACGACGCGGGGGACCUCACCGUCAGCAGGCUGCUGGGGCUGCACCCGGUGUACGACCUGCCACUCCAUGUUCCUAUCCAGUCGGUGGUGGUCACCGCCGGCAACACUCACCUCCUCCUCCCGCUCAGGGACGGCAAAGUGGUGGUCCUCACUGUGGUCGGCAGCUAGGGUGCCGCAGAAGCCAAAGUUCACUGAAGAAAAUCAGCUUGUACAGUUUUCUAAAAUAAUGAGUGCAAUGCUAGUUCUGGAACUCAGUCCCAGCCAUCGCGCAGCGAUUGUUUCCUCGAUUCUGUCUAUUAUGAGCCAUAUUGAAUCCAAUAAAUUAACUUGUAAUUGUAAAUCAUCUCGAACCAGUAGAAGAAGAAGAAGGUUGUUAAAUCAUAAGUAUUUAAACUUUGAGAAUUAUUUUGAGCUAUCAUUUUAACCCUAACAUUACAUUUAUUCUAGAAAGUUGCAUCUACUAAUUUAUAAUGGCCUCAUUUAAAUAUCAUAAAUUUUCACAAUUUUGAAAUAGCUGGUUCAUAGGUAACAAUAUGUUUUUGAACCUGAGAACAAAUAAGAUUUUCAAAUAUAAGAAGUAGCUUACAGAAAAGUAGUUGUACCUGAAAAUCAGACAUGUCAGUACAGUAAAAGGUUGAACUGAACAUUUAAUUGAAUUUAGAAAAUGUCUGCUGAUUUGUGAGUCAUGCUGUGCCUCAUAAAAUCCUAGUGAAUUACAACAUACAAACGCUCACGUAACUUAAAGUAGCUGUGCUAUUGUUCAGGUUGUUGGUAAGAUAAGAUCUUUUAAUUUUUUUUGUGUGAAAAUUUUUUUUUUUUUUUCUACUUUGUAUAAAUAAUUGAGCAACAUUUUGAAUUUCAGUCAUUUUUUGCUUUGAAAGAGCACAACAUUUUUUUUUUGUAGUUAAGUUUACCUUUUUAAAGUAUAUAUUCUGUUUUAUAGAUAUGUACAUAUGCUGUAUUUCACAUUUAUUUUGUAAUGUGUAUUUUGUGAAAGCCUUGAACAUUUAAAAAAAAAUUGGAAUUUUGUAUGUUCAGUUACAAAAUGGUGACCUAUAAUUAUUUAAACAGCUUACUUCAAAGUACUGUAUUUAGCCGAAUUCAAGGCACUCAAAUGCAAGAGGAGGCCUACUUUUCAAGCUCUAAGCUUUGGAAAAAUCCUAGUCCAUAAUUUUGGUAAAUACAGUAUUUUCAUGUGUAAUGACUAAUGAUUUAUGGGAUUGUUGAAAAAUAAUAGCAAUUUUUUUUUGUUAAUGAUGGUAUGUUACCACAGUUUUUGUAUGCUUGUCUGGUUUAUGUUUGGUAUUUCAGUAGGUACAUAUUUGUGUCUUGUUAGUGACUGACAAAUUCAAAAGUUAAGGGACACUGAAUUUCAUGUUCAUAUGUGAAUGAGUAAUUGCAUGUUCAUCACGGAGUGAAUAGACUACUAAUUCACUUUGAUAACUAGUCUGUAAAUGCCUCGCUAUUAGAACAUGGUUCAGUGUGCUCUAAACUUUCAAUUCACUUAAAAUUAGUUUUUUGAUUGAUAUGCUAUAAUAUACACAGUGGCAUCUUUAGUGAACAAGGUGCAAAACCCAUGUUGAGUACUCCAACAAAAUUAUCUUAGCUUUUGUGAUUUUAAGUUGGCUCUAUUUUCUGUGUUUGUAUUUUAGUAUUUGUUUUCAUUUUCAUGAUUAUGCUAGUUGGUUUCAGUUUUUGCCAAGACACAAGUAAUAUUAAUGUACACAUUUAAUGUGUAUGUCACAUUUCUUUCUGUUUUGGCAUUACCUGAGAUUUUCUGCAAACAAUUUCCAUUGAAGCAAGAAAGUUAUUGAAAUGUUACUUGAAAUUUUAUAAUAAAGUUCAAGUUAUUAAAACAUCAGACUUCCUGCUAAAAAUAGUAAUACCAAAAUAAUAUUGUGUGUUUUACCAUACACUGUUUUUUCUAGCAUGAUUUGAUUGCUAGAUUAUAUAUCAAGUGUUCACAUUCAUCUUUAUGCUCAAGAAAGAUGUCUGUGUGUACUAAGCAUUAAAGUAAACACAUUUAUGUAAUUUAUUUUAUCAUCAGCUAUGUUUAUUUAAAAAUUUUAGAGCAUUUAAAAGCAUACAUAAUAAUUUUAUUUAUUAGUAACUAUUUUUGUUACAGAGUAAUACUUUUAAUUAUACGUGUAAUUAUGGUGUGCAUGUGUUUAUUUUAAGUUAAAUCUUAUAUACUGUUGUAAUAUAAUCACAUUAGAAAAUGCAUUAUUUUGGUUUUAAAUAAGGGUUUGGUAGAUGUAGGGAGGUUACGAAGCUCAUUUACACUUGAUUUUGCUUGUCUACAAACACUAAAUAUGUAUCCUGCUGAUGUUAAUAGUCUGAAAAACAAUUUUUAAAAACUCAUCUAAGCUCUUAAUGAGCGAUUCUGACGGCGACCCAACCAGUUGUAACUAAUAUUGGCAACCUUUGUUUAUGCCUGAGAUCGUAAAGUAUUACCUUAUGCAUUCAAUAUACCUAACUAUUCUGUGUAUAUAAUUGUACCAUUUUACUAAGAAUUAUACAUCAAAGGUUGUGCUAAUGCAGGAAUGUACUGCGAAGAGUCAAAUACUAUGUGAUGAAAGUUAAUUUGUACUUUGUAUGUUUACAAGACAUGUUUUCAGUUAUGAUGCAUGUCAUUAAUUUGUGUUUUGUUGUGUUAUGUCAUGUCUUAUGUUUAAACCAUUCCAAAACAGUUUGUGUGUAGAAAUAUUCUAAGUGCAUUUUUAGUCGUAUCAAAAAAAUUUUUUUCUGCAUAUGCCAUCUUUGAAGAAAAUAGUGUUUUCUUCUGGAUUAUUAAAAUGUUCUGUUCUUUUGACUGGGCAGCAGUUCUAUUGCAUCGCUGUAAUUAUAGAUAAAACAAUUACUCACUGCGAACACUUGUGUACAACAUGUUGCAUAUCACUAAUUGUUAUGAAAUAAAGAAAAUAUACAUUCUAAUAAUAAAAUUCAAACAUCCUCUUUUUUUCUUACAAAUUUUGAGCUUUUAAUUUUGAUAUCAGUCUUUUAGCGACAAUAUUCUGUCUUCUGAGUAAUGUCUCUACGGUACACAAUAUCUUCUUGACACUGAACUGUGUUAUAUGUAGUUUUAUCACCGGAAGCUCACACCAACAACCUUCGAAAGCUCAGCUACGUGCUGAACACCCACUAGGUCAGUUUAUGGCUGUUGAUUGGUUAAUAUCGGGAGGGAGGUGAAAUGUGGUCUCCACGGGGUCCCUCGGUGAGCAAGUCCGCUGCAGACCACUGAUGUUUAGGUUUGGUCACAGCUCGAAUUUGUGCAAGUGGUGAAUGUAACCAGGGUCCAUACAGUCCAAUUUUUUUUUACAACUUCCAAAAUUAUAGUACAAACAGUUUUGCGAUGUGUGUCACAAAAAUGGACUAACAAACAGGAAGUAAAUAUAUGGCAAGCUAAUACCAGAAUUAUGUCUGUCGAGGGGCUCAUCUAGGUACACUUGUUCUUUUCUACAUGUAAGGCCGUGCACGGGCGUACAGUCUUUUCAUCAUGUUGCGUGUACCUGCGAGACUUCUAGUGGUGACCUUAUGAUUUUAUUUUUAUUAAAUGUGAAACACAGUUCAGGACAUGUCUCCGGUGGUUUCAGUUCCAAAGGUUUUUUAAUACAGCAGCGGCCAAAAGGUCAAUUCUGGCCAUGAAAAAAGGCUUCAAAUAAAUAAUUACUAAUUACCAAACACUUGAAAGUAGAUACACUGCAUAGUCUAAUUUUUUUUUUCCCCUUUCAAUGAGAAAAGGGAUUGCGAACAUGGAUUCAGUAGUAUGUUAUAAAAAAUAUUUUUUCUUCUUUUUUUUUAUAGUUUAAAAGUAAUAUUUUGACGCAAACAAAUACUUGUACAUUGUUUUUUGUACAACUGCAAUAGAUAUAUCACAUUUGUGAAAUUAGUAUGUUUUCUAAUUAUAUAUUGUGGGUUCCUCAGCCUUAUGAACUCAACAUAUGUUCACGGAAGACAUGUUUGAAUAAAGUAUGGCUAGUUAUAUCCAGUCCAUUUGUACAUUUAAAACUUGUACUUUGUGUUUACAUUUUUUUACACAACAGUUAUAACUUUAACCUCAAUGUUGAAAGUUACACAAACACUAAAAGAUGUGCUAUAACUUCACUACACUGACACUUGUUCAUUAUUUCGAAGAUUAUGUGUUUGAAAUUGAAUCAAAUAGCAACAAUAAAUUAUUUCCUUUCAUACUUGAAAUUUUCAAUAUUCGCACAAGCACUAUAAUUAUGGCAAACUGGAAAAAAAAUAUAUAUAUGUUAGCAUGUAUGGAUAACAUCAUAGUAUAAUAAUUUUAAUAAGAAUUGGCAUCACUUUUUAAAAAUUUAUAUUUAUGAACAAUGUUUCAACAAACUUAAAUUUUUAAAAUCUUUGCUGCAGAAAGAAAAAUUGGCAUAAUGUACUGAAUUUUAUCAUGAAAUUAUGAAAUUAUUAAUGGCCUUUUAAAUACACACUUAGUCUAGGAUCUCUGAUACAAUUUGAAGAGACAUGGGUACUAGUGUACUAGGGUUCCUCUAGUGUGGCCAGACUGAGUGUGAUGUAAGCCAGGCUGUAGGCUUAUGAAUAUAAUGUACGAAACAUGUAAUUUUAUGUCCGCACUGCCUGACUUCACUCUACUCACACGUCAGACAACUUUGUAUUUCCGUUGUAAGUGGUAAUGUCCGAAUAAAUGUUAGAUUUAUUCUUUAAAAUACAUUGUUUUAUAAGGUAAAGGUAUCUACACCGGUACACCUCGGCGACGUAGACGAUCAGAUAAAGAUAAUAACGUUUUAAUUGUCUUUAAAAGAAAAUUUACACUUCAGACAACUUCGUAUUUUCGUUAAUUAAAUGGGUAAGUGGUAAUUUCCCAAUAAAUAUUAGAUUUCUACUUUAAAAUACAUCAUUUUAUACGGAAAAGAUACCUACACAAGUGCUCGGCAUCUAAUAGCGGGACCAAAGACAUCAUUGGACAUUUAAACGAGAAGUUUUUUUAUCCCAAUUUUGACGGCCAAAAAUAUAGGUGCAACGAUUACGCGCAUGCAACGAUUAUGCGAUAAAAGAGGGUAUUAUUUAUUCAACCAUAAGGGUUGGUGUAGAGCGUAUGAAGGCGCAAUAGCAUUUUCCUGGAAUUGGAGGAUGGGGAAAGGAGGUUAACACUAAUUUAUUUCUCGUAGGUUGUUCAUCAUUAUACAGCAGCUGUAGUCCUGUUACUAGAAAACAACAUUAAAAGAAGCAGCUUUUGAAAUUUUAUAACAUAUUGGAUGAUUCGAUGCCACCAUAAUCCAUAUUAUAACUAUUCAUUGGAAAUAAAUAAAUAUAUCAUCUGCAAACUGUUUCAAAUUGAUGAGUUCCAAGCGUAACAGACAGACAAUUAUGCUAAGCCUUGGAGGUAGGCAGUGUGUGUGUGUGUAUGUGUGUGACUUGUAAAAAAUAUGUGAAACACAUUAAAAUGAACCAGUAAAUUAUUUUCCUUCAAUAAUAACUACAAGUAGAAGAUAUGUUCCUCAAAAUUAACGAACACAUCAGACACACAGUUUCCUUGUUUCAAGAUGUUUAACAACCACUUUACUGUAAAGGCUACUUGCUACGACUGUAAGACUACUUCUACCUUAAGACAACCUUUAAUGAAAAAUUAUCUCAAAUAUUAUACAAAACUAUAAUUUAAGACCACUACCUUGAAUAUAAUACUACAUUAAACAUAAAAUUGUUUAAUAUAGAACUUAAUGAAACACUUAUUAUGGAUGGUAUAACUAAUUCCAAAAAUAAAAUAAAACUCAGAAAUUUGAAAAUACUAAUCCUGAGAAUUUUGGCUACAAGAAAAUGUUAACUUUCAAUGGCUGUUAACAGACAUCACAAAUUUUUCUUGAAUUAUAAAUAAAAGGUCAAUUCAAAACUAAAGUAAAUCUGUUCAUGCUGGUAUUGAAUAAACCCAAGUUAAUAAAACAGCAUUAUUUGCUUAUUUAAAUGUUAGAAUUUUUUUUUUUAAUACUUAAGAAUAUCAGCAUACUAAAAAAAAAAUAUGUAUCUCAAUUUUUUUAUCAAUAAAUAAGUGGUACUGUUACUUUCUGUUAUCCUUGUUAUUUUUUUUUCAAAACAAUUAGAUAUGUGUAUGCAUGUAAGUGCUACAAUUUUAAAGUUUUAAGCUGUUCCAUGUAUUAAUACACUUUAUGAGUAGAAAUAACGUAAAUGUAGUACUGUAACUCAACAAUUCUAUUGAAAAUUACUAUCAAAAUGAUCACAUAGCAAACUAAUGUAAUAGCAUAACUUUGUCAUUCAGCAUUAUAAGAGUAAAGUCAAUCAUUCAGCAAUACUGUGGGUAGUGUAAAAUGACAGUUCUGUGAAGGGGCAUGUGACCAUGUCUGGUCGCGCUGUCCGGCGCACUUGCUAAUGAUUCAGUAUUAAUUCAAACGAGUGCCUCUGCUUGACCUCUUGCCGAGGCAUGUUCGCGAGGGACAGACGUGCGGAACUGAUGUAAAUAUCCACGGGCGAAAGGUUUAAAAUAUAGUGAGAAUUUAUACAACAUAUUUUUAUAUAGUGCAUAGGCUAAUUUAUUUAAUGUAUUUAACUGUUGAUGUGGUGUUGUUUAAGUGCUCUGUGAUCAUGUUGUACGUGUCCUUGCUUUAAAAAUAUGGUGAGUUUGUUAAGUAUUCGUAAAUACUGAAGGUGCAAUGUUCAGUGUGUGUUCCUGUUAGUUGCUAAGGCAACCGUUAGGAUGUACCAGUUUUAAGAUAUAAUUCAUGGCAAAGAGCAUUUGUUGAUAAUUCUUACAUAUGUAUUUCAGAUAUGGUGUCAUUAAUACGUAACUGUUCUGUUGGUAAAUUACAGAAGAAAUGAAGUUAGAAAACAUUCUCAUUAAAAUAGUUAUCAAAGUGUAAAUUUACAUAGGUACCUUGCAUGAUGCAGUUUGAAUGUUUGUAAAAAAAGUUUUCAGUAGUUCUGAAUCAUAAUUGUUACCAUUCUAAAUCAAUAACUGAUAGAGGUUGUACGAAAUAAAACAUCCAACCACGAACAAAUGGUGGUUAAGCCAGAGAGAGCAAACCAUAUGGGGAAAAAUAAAAUUGAGAAUGUAUUGUUAUUGUACUAAUAUUUAAUUAUGUGACAGUGAAUGAAAUCAAUGGCAAACUGUAGUGAUCAUAAAACUGUGUGCCACAAAUCUGUAAUAAAAUUUCUGACUUCGUUCUGACCAAAAUUUCCCUGACUUAUUUUUUUUUAAAUAUUUACUGAUUUUGCAAUUUUCAAAAAUAUAGUAAAUAAAUUUAAAUCCAGCAUCCACAUCAAUAAUCAUACUUAAUUUGAAACUUGAACUAUACAACAAAAAAUGUAAAUAAUCGAAAUAGAACCUUGCAUACGCCAUUUCAUUGUGUGUUUAUACAUGCACUAAAACACAAUCUGAAGAAACAAUGCUUUCACAGUCUGAGUUAUGGCAACUGGAUCACAUUUUCCCCUCAAAUUGCUAUCACUGAGGAAUUUCCAUGACUUUUCCAGAACUUGAAGUGAAUUACUUUUACUUUACUUGACCAAAUACAACUUUCCCUGAUUUUAAAAAAUGUUGACUGCAUGAAAAAAUUGGUAAACAUCUCAAAUUUAUCACAAUUUACUGCUUGACCUUAAAAAAGUAUAUUUUUUUUGUAUAAUAUCUAUGAGGGGCUUGAGAUAUUUUUUCAGGGUGUUUACAAUUCACACACACGAACAAGGGUUUGCAAAGUAUUUUCAUGAAAUCUGGAAAAACAAAUUCAAAAUAAAAUAAAACACCAACACACAAAGAUUUGCAUUCAUAAGUACAAUCUGACCACUAUGAUAAAAACUGCAAUCUAAAAGUGACUGUUGUUGCUUGUAUAUAAAUUCAUGUAACAAAACUUUUAUUUUAUUUUUGUUUGCAGAAAAAUCUUUAUAAAUUUCUUUGUUAUUAAGGAACCAAUAUGCAUUUAUUGCACUGGAUUUUGUCCACUUCCAAGUGUUAAGUAGUAAACCCAUGUUUCAUACUGUGUGAUUAUACAUUUUUUGAAUAAGCAAUGUACUAUGCUCCAUUUCGUUCAAGUGAUACGAAGAAUAGCCAAUCACUGAGUAACUAAAUCUGUAAGUUAUGUGAGGUUUAUAUAAAUGAAUAAAUAUAAAUAUAAAUUGGAGGCUUACUUAAUGAGCACCAAUUUGGUACCUUUAUAAAAAUUUUAAUCAUUUUCAAACCAAAUUUCUAGAUUUAUCAAGAAAUUAGAAUACUUUAGGUAUUCAUACAGCAUAUUUUCUAGCACCUAAUGUACUCUUUCAUGCAAUGCGUGCCUCAAUAGUCAUUACUUCAAAACAAAUCUGUAGAGUUUUUGUAAUUAAUCGGUAUAACAAUUUUAUUUUCAACACAUUUUGACAUUCAUCACUUUGUCAAUUGGUUAUUGUUGCAUCACUUAAACAACAAGAAAUCACAUAACCAGUUCCAAGUUUUUUUUUAAGGGUUUGUACAUUCUUAGCCAACGAUACCUUUAUUCUUGUUUAUUCCAGUGGAAUUUGUCGCUGGGGCUAUAUACAUGAUGUGGUGUGUAUUUGGAAAGAAAUAACACGGUUCUUAGUUUGAACGGAGCGUGGCACCAUAUUUUCUUGAGGAGAUAUUUUGCUGCACACUCAUUCGUCCACCUCAAGUGGCCACCUUGGUCAGGGAAAUAGACAAAAUUUUAUUUGGGGAUGGGAAAGGGAAAAAGGGGGGUAGAUCUAGAUGACCUCCCCCCCCCCCCCCCCCCCCCCCCUUGGUUAGCCCUUAAGCUCAAUCAUCUGACUUAAAACCACUUUGGUCUUUCCUACAGCCUCAUCUCGUUCACUUCACGUCAAGUAGAAAAGGCGUUUAGAAUACAAUUUCAAUGUGCACCACAAGUUUGUACAUUCCAGUUCUACGUGGAACGUCUCAAUGCACAUUUCCAACUCUAACAAUAAUAAUAAUUAUAAUUUGUGAGAAUGUUUCUAAUUUUAAAGGUGGUUAGCUCUAUAACUGUUCUCCUCUUUCAAUUUUAUGUACUGUCUUGUCAGAAAAUGUCAUGUGUGAUCAUUCUAUGUGAUGGAUACAUGAAUUCAUGUGAUAAAGCUGUAGGUAUGUUGUAAAAUUUUAAAAUUUGUUAAUAUUUGAAAAAUGUAAUUCAAUACAGAAUUUUAAAAUGUGUUCAAUGUAAAAUAACCAAUAAUUAUAUCAUUAAAAAAAAAUAUUUACAGAAA